Nymphaea colorata (pocket water lily) is the source of this 1330-nucleotide messenger RNA. RefSeq names its product ras-related protein Rab11D-like. The record is from RefSeq and is a predicted model, not a curated record. Gene Ontology annotation, cellular component: endosome. Lineage: Eukaryota; Viridiplantae; Streptophyta; Magnoliopsida; Nymphaeales; Nymphaeaceae. The transcript is spliced from 2 exons. Gene Ontology annotation, molecular function: GTPase activity; GTP binding. Bases 429 to 1103 code for a protein of 224 amino acids.
GGGUACAAUGAUUGAGACUCUCUCGCUCUGUUCUUUGUGAACAGGGAACGGCAUCCGACGAGGGCACGGGGGAUUUGGCGGGAGUUUCCCUCGAGUCGUCUGUUCUCUUCUCGUCGUCUGCCCGAUCUCGCGGUCACUGAGAUCAGAAAGGGCAAGGAGGCGACGACGACGAUCCCGUUUCUUCCUUCCGUUUUUUUUCUCUCUUUUUGGCGUCUCGAUUUCCCCUGUCCAACCACCGACAGCUUCCCACGCGCCUUCUCCGCUUCCGUUCCAACUCACCGUACCCAACACCUAAAUCCUAGGCCGUUCAUUUCUUUUUCUCUCUCUUCUUGCGCAACUCUUCCCGAAGCCCUUUGGUUGUUCUCUACUCUUCAUUCUUCUUUCUUCCUAUACUUCUUCUUCUGCUGCUGCUGCAGUGGGGAAAAGAGAUGGCGGGAAGCGGCUACGGAGAUGUGGCGCAGAAGGUGGACUAUGUGUUCAAGAUCGUACUUAUCGGCGAUUCGGCCGUCGGAAAAUCGCAGAUCCUCGCUCGGUUCGCCAGGGACGAGUUCAGCCUCGACUCCAAGGCCACCAUCGGGGUCGAGUUCCAGACGAGGACGCUCGUCAUUCAGCACAAGAAUGUCAAGGCUCAAAUCUGGGACACCGCUGGCCAGGAGAGAUACCGUGCAGUCACAAGUGCAUAUUACAGAGGUGCUGUCGGGGCCAUGCUAGUUUACGACAUAACCAAGCGCCAAACUUUUGAUCACAUACCAAGGUGGCUAGAAGAGCUGCGAAGCCACGCUGACAAGAACAUCGUCAUCAUACUGGCAGGAAAUAAAUGUGAUCUGGAAGAUCAAAGAGUUGUGCCUGCAGAAGAUGCACAAGAAUUUGCACAGAGGGAAGGCCUGUUCUUUUUGGAAACCUCUGCACUCAAUGCAACAAAUGUGGAAUCUGCCUUCUUAACUGUACUAACUGAGAUUUUCAAUAUUGUCAACAAGAAAAACUUGGUUGCAGGAGAAAAUCAAGCAAAUGGGCAUCCUUCAUCGCUUGCAGGAAAGAAGAUCGUUAUCCCUGGGCCAGCACAAGAAAUCCCCGCCAAGGGCAAGAUGUGCUGUAGUUCAUAAUUCGUCUCUAUUUUCCUUUUCGGUGGUGUGGUUUCACUUCAGUUUUGCGGUAUGGACUAUUAGAGGAUUCCAGUGAUCCUUGCGUCUAUUGUAAAUCUCUAUUUGUUUUAUGAUCCGUUGAGGCAUUUUAUCUGAACCUGGAGGAGAAUUUGUUGGUUAAAGAACUCGCUGCCUGACUAGGAAGCCCUGUGAAAAGAUUUCAUGGUCAAUUGGUUUGUCUUGGCAAA